UAUUCGAAUGAAACAAAAAAAGGAAAAGAAAAGAAGAGAUCCUUUUGGUUUCACCCAUACAGCAAACUUCCAACAAUGCCGGCUUAGGACGGCCAUUUUUGUCACCUUCUUCUUCUUCUAUUUCCUUCUUUUCCUUCUUUAAACUCUUCCAAGUGUCAUCUUUUCCCUUUUUAUUCUCUUCUUCUUGGCCUUUUCUCUACUUUGUUUCUCAUUAUUAAACCAUCAAGAAGGAGAAGCCUUUUUGGUUGCUGAAACAAAGAAAUGGGUUGUGUUCAAGGCAAGAACCCAAUGAAAUCACCACCUAGGGGCUUAGAGAAGCUAAAAAUGGAAAAUGGGUAUAAAGGAAAAGGAGCAUUUGCCGCUCAUAGAAGGUCGACUGGUCAGAGGUAUACUGAUCCAGAUCGGGUUCAUAGGCCCGAACCGCCAAAAAAGCUUAAUGGAUUUGGUAGUGCUGAUGGUGUUGUUGCCGGUAAAGAAAAAGAGAGUAGCAAUGAAACUGUUGAAAGGAGAAAUGUUUUGGUUGCUGGAGAUGAAAUGGUUGACGGAUGGCCUAAAUGGCUAAUUGACAAUAUCCCUAAAGAGGUUUUGGCUGGUUUGGUUCCAAAAAGUGCCGAGUCGUAUGAUAAGCUUGAUAAGAUAGGCCAGGGUACCUACAGCAAUGUGUAUAAAGCUCGAGAUAAGGUAACUGGAAAGAUAGUUGCCUUGAAGAAGGUCCGUUUUGACACAUCAGAACCUGAGAGUGUGAAAUUUAUGGCACGAGAGAUAAUGAUAUUACAGAAGUUGGAUCAUCCCAAUGUAGUGAAGCUUGAGGGAUUGGCAACAUCAAGAAUGCAAUAUAGUCUUUAUCUAGUUUUUGACUUCAUGCAUUCGGAUCUGGCAAGAAUCAUGUUUCGUCCUGAGGAAAGGCUUACUGAGCCACAGAUAAAAUGUUACAUGCAUCAGCUGCUUUCGGGUUUGCAACACUGCCACGAGAGGGGCAUUUUACAUCGGGAUAUUAAAGGAUCAAAUUUGCUGAUUGACAAAAGCGGGAUGCUAAAGAUUGCUGACUUUGGGCUUGCAAAUUAUUUUUCUCCAAACCGGAAAUGUCCUCUCACAAGCCGAGUUGUGACACUAUGGUAUAGAGCCCCUGAGCUGUUGUUAGGUUCAACAGAUUAUGGAGUUGGAAUUGAUCUUUGGAGUGCUGGAUGCCUUUUGGGUGAGAUGUUUGCAGGGAGGCCAAUCAUGCCAGGUAGAACAGAGGUUGAGCAACUUCACAAGAUUUUCAAGUUGUGCGGUACUCCAUCAGAGGCAUAUUGGAAAAAGUUGAGGCUGUCAACAACUUUCCGACCUCCGCAAUCAUGCAAACCUAGUUUAGCGGAUGCUUUCAGGAACUUUCCUCAGUCUUCCUUGGGUCUUUUAAGCACCCUUCUUGCUUUAGAUCCUGCAUACCGUGGUUCUGCAUCUUCAGCGCUUCAAAAUGAAUUUUUUCUCACAAGUCCACUAGCGUGCGACCUUUCUGGUCUUCCUGUUGUUUAUAACAAGGAUGAUGAAGCCAAUGAGCAGAGAAAGCAUAGAAAUCCAAAUAUAAGGCAACGGUCUCGAGCGCUUCGUGAACAGAGGAAACAGGAUGAGGUGGGUGAAGAAAACGAAGAUGACAACGUUCGUAGGGAGGACAGUAAGACUCCUGAGCCAAAUGUGCAAGUUCAAGAGGCUGGGAGUAGUACCACCAGCACCUCAUCAGGUUCAAAGCAGACCCAGGUGGAGAGUCCUUCCCUAUUGCUCUCUCCAUUUGCUUCUUCUGGCCAAAAGACAUCUCCAAACACCAAUGUUUAUUCUAAUGGUAGUAAGAACAUCAGAAACCGUCCCCCUUUACCCAAAUCACAAACACGGGCCAAAAACUAUCAGAAGAACAAUGAUAACACGUACAGAAUAAGUCAAGUCAGUAGGUCUGCAUCCACAAGGGAAUUCAGUACUUCGAAUGAAGGGAAGCAAUUACCAUAUGCUACUUAUGAUUAGGCCAUGCAAAAUGACCAGGUGCUGCUGAGAUUUUGCCUUCUUUUCUUUUCUUGAAGUACUCUGUCUUCUAAAGGUUUUCACUGAUAUAUUCUUUCUCCCUAAACUUAUCUUCGAGCAAUAAAACAUAACCAUUGAUGCA
This is a messenger RNA of Gossypium raimondii (Peruvian cotton), 2134 nucleotides long. RefSeq names its product probable serine/threonine-protein kinase At1g54610. Gene Ontology annotation, molecular function: cyclin-dependent protein serine/threonine kinase activity; ATP binding; RNA polymerase II CTD heptapeptide repeat kinase activity. The record is from RefSeq and is a predicted model, not a curated record. Bases 262 to 1995 code for a protein of 577 amino acids. Gene Ontology annotation, cellular component: nucleus; cyclin-dependent protein kinase holoenzyme complex. The transcript has 7 exons. Gene Ontology annotation, biological process: protein phosphorylation; positive regulation of transcription elongation by RNA polymerase II. Lineage: Eukaryota; Viridiplantae; Streptophyta; Magnoliopsida; Malvales; Malvaceae.